This is a messenger RNA of Fusarium vanettenii 77-13-4, 1374 nucleotides long. RefSeq lists its product as uncharacterized. Gene Ontology annotation, molecular function: monooxygenase activity; iron ion binding; heme binding. The transcript has 6 exons. NCBI's taxonomy places the organism in Eukaryota, Fungi, Ascomycota, Sordariomycetes, Hypocreales, Nectriaceae. The record is from RefSeq and is a predicted model, not a curated record. The coding region runs from base 1 to 1374 and encodes 457 amino acids.
AUGCAUCCUUAUCUCCUCCUCUUAGCCCCUGCCCUUCUUCUCGCAGUCCAGCUGCUGAUCAGGCUUUAUCAAAUCUUGGCUUCCCCAUUGGCGUCAGUCCCUGGGCCUUGGCUAGCACGAUUCACGGAUCUUUGGUACGCUUGGCGAAUCAACAGAGGCCAAUUCGAGCGUGACAAUAUCGCUCUACAUCAGAAACAUGGCCCAAUCGUCCGUUAUGGUCCAAAGAGAUAUAGCAUUUGCGAUCCUCUCGCUGCCAAGGUCAUCUACGGACAUGGCGGCGCUUUCCUUAAGUCGUCCUGCAUGUCUUCACUAGUUAACUACGAGCACUAUGUCGACGAGUGCACAAGGCUGUUUCUGCAGAGACUGUCGGAGAUGAGUGGUCGGCAGGGCACUGCUGAACCUGUUGACAUGGGGCAUUGGUUCCAAUGCUACGCCUUUGACGUGAUUGGAAUGAUCACUUACUCAAAAAGACUUGGCUUCCUUGAUCACGGUCAGGAUGUCGGAGAUAUCAUCAAAAACCUUGAAAAUCAUCUGUACUACGCGACCGAGAUCGGUGUAUACCCGUCUCUGCAUCAGUACCUCGCACCCAUCAGGAACCGGCUCGGGAAACGCGGCACAGGACGGCAUUAUAUCGUCGAGUUCACCAAGCAGUGUCUGGCAGACCAUCAGUCUAAUCCAAAGGCGAUUAUCUCUGAUGACCUCGAUAGUGCCUCUGAAUAUCAUGGCACCAUGGAUUUUCUUUCUAAGUUCAUUGCUAAGAACACAGCCGAUAACUCCUCAUUUACGCAGUAUCACGUCCUUGCCGGCUGCGUGGCGAACAUGGUCGCAGGCUCGGAUACUACGGCGAUAAGCCUCAGUGCCAUUCUAUAUCAUCUUCUCCGCAACCCAGACAAGUUGCGAAUUCUGCGAGAGGAGAUUGAGGGAUUCUUUUCCAACAAGACCGGUCCUGCGACGAGCAUCAACUUCCAAGACAGUCUUGGCCUUCCAUACCUUCAGGCAGUUAUUAAAGAAGCCCUCAGGAUGCAUCCAGCAACUGGCUUACCUAUCGAGAGAGUUGUGCCUAAGGGAGGAGCUGCCAUCAGCGGGAAAUUCUUCCCAGAAGGGGUGAGAGGGCAUCUGUGUUCCGCCAAUGGGAUAACGCUAAUCACCGAAACAGACCAUCCAAUCUUUGGCCAAGACGCCAACUCGUUCAGACCAGAACGCUGGUUGACUACGGAUGCGGAUCAGCUAUCAAAAAUGAGCCGACACUGGAUGCCCUUUGGCUUGGGGUCCCGAACAUGUAUCGGAAGACACAUCUCAACGUUAGAGAUCUCUAAGAUGAUUCCACGGUUGCUGCAUGAGUUUGACUUUGAGCUUCGAGGGGAUAAACCGUAG